AUGCCUCCUCACCACCAUUCUCCAUUGGAAGAUCAGUCUUUUGCCUCCAUGGCCGAUCAAUUGGCUCAACUAGUUGCUAUAACUAUCGCCAACAACAACCGCAUCGAUGCCAUCAUUGCCAAGCUAACUGAGAUCACUGAAAUCCCCACCACCACAUUGAUCAAAAACACAAAUAUGGGGGAUAUCACGUCACGACCAUUUCCACCGACAUCCCCAUCACAACCGUUGCUGCUAACAACACCAACAUACCCACCGUUAACACUGUCGGCAACCCCACCUUCACCAAUCCAAUCGAAGAUACAACCGCCGUCGCCCCCAUCACCAAAGGAACCGCUCCCACAAGAGCCAUUGACAACUACUUAUGAACAUAUCCGACAUGUCAAGCUAUUUUUUCGUCUGUUGGACCAAUGCUUUCUCACCCUCCUUACUCUCAACGAUUGCUUGUUGGACCUGGAGGACUAG
Lactuca virosa is the source of this 462-nucleotide messenger RNA. The record is from the annotation of a GenBank genome assembly. NCBI's taxonomy places the organism in Eukaryota, Viridiplantae, Streptophyta, Magnoliopsida, Asterales, Asteraceae.